AUGAAGAAUCAUGGCCUCACUCUGGACGACGCCGACCAUCUACUGGAGCCGAACGUGACGGUUCCCGGCGUUGAGGCCGUCUUCGAGCGAGUUCGGGCGAUGACAGAUUUUCGAAAGGACGAUGUCGAAGCCAGGGUGCUGUUUAUCUGUCGAAGGAGAGGAGCGGGAGGAAGCAAUGCAAGUAAUAGUAGUGGAGAGGAUGGAGAUGAUCUAUACAUCCUGAAAUGCAAGGUGCAGUGAGUAGUCUUCUUCUCGAAGUCCCAUUCAUUCAUUCAUUCAUUCAUUCAUUCCUUCCUUCCUUCCAUCCCUGACCAGUCAUCUCACAGAGCACCAUCCGUCCUGGCAGGCGGCCUGACAACUCCCAUCCCCGGGCCUAGCAGACACACCGCCGACGAGCUGAGAGCUCUCGAAUCGUUCACACAGUCCAAUUCGCCUUCUCUACCCCAUCUGAUCGGCUGGAAAACCGCUGUGCAAGGCGACGAUGGACCCAUGCCGGGUGGUUAUAUCGUCUACAUUGUCAUGACUCUGAUGCCCGGAAAGGACCUCCUGGCACUCAAAUUCUGGAGCAUGACGGAGGCGGAGCGGAGGGAAAUCAGAGACGCAUUCCUGGUGGCGAUCAAGUAAGGAUGCAACGAAGGAUGCGACUUUGCCCAUACUGACAUGAGUCUUUCCCGCAGACGGGUAUGGAGUUUAGGUUUCAAGCCGUACGACUGUGCUCUGAGGAAUAUUUUGUGGGAAGAAGAGACCAAGAAGCUGUGAGUCUUGAUGUCUCUUUUUGCUGGUCAUCAAGUCGGCUGCUAACCCUUUGCUUCGCAACAGCUCCAUCGUCGACUUCGAACACUGGAACCCGAUGGACAAAGACAUCAUCAACAUGUCUGAGCGAGAAGAAUUGAUGGAUUGGGGUUUAGCCUCACGGCCCCCGCCAUCUUCACACUGGGAGCAAUUCUUCCGUAAUGAAGGUCUGAAACCUGUGCAUCGAUAA
This is a messenger RNA of Lecanosticta acicola, 982 nucleotides long. The record is from the annotation of a GenBank genome assembly. Lineage: Eukaryota; Fungi; Ascomycota; Dothideomycetes; Mycosphaerellales; Mycosphaerellaceae.